AAUUUGAUUAGUUUUAAAUUCGAAUUAUUUUUAAUUUUGUUGACCGAACUUUUGUUACCUAAAUCCAUCGUCAAAAAUUUCAAAUGAGCUGAGUAACAAUCGAAAGCUCCCUCUGGCGAUUCCAUGUAAAAUCACGAUUUGCUCUAUCGUUCAGACUUCAGCGCGCGUGACGACGUAGCUUACAUAUUUGGAAUUUACUGAGCAUCGUCGUGUGCUUGUGUCAAGUUUUUGAAGGAUCGACGAGAGACUUCAAAUCGAGGUUAAAAGCUGCACGAUAUACAAACGCGCACGGGCUGAAUUGCGAGCAUACAUAAAUAAAUAAGCAAAUGUCAAAUUGAGCCUAGAGAAAUGAGUCCCAACGAUAAUGAUCUCGAAUGCACAAAUGUCGGCGGCGGUCACAGCGUGUUCAAGGAGUUCGACGAGAUCAAUCAUCUCAUUCAGCAGCUCCAAACACCAGAUUUACCGGCCAGGACGAUGGAGAAAAAUAUGGACCGAUUUUGUUUUAUUUUGAAACAGUAUCAGGAUCAACCGCAGCUGCUCGACCCUUACUUGGAGAGCUUUCUCUCGCCGUUGAUAGAAUUCGUACGCGAGAGAAGCGAGUCCGAGUCACUGAAGCAUUAUUUUUUCAAAUACAUUUACAUCAUCAUGAGUGUCAAGACUUACAAGAAAAUUGCAAUAUAUUUGCCACACGAAGUUACAGAUUUCAAUCCUGUUUUGGAGAUGCUCGAAAAACAGAAUAUGGACGACAAAGAAAACUGGCAAACGAGGUACGUGCUAUUGAUAUGGCUGUCCAUCAUUUCAAAGAUACCAUUUGCAAUGUCUAGGCUUGAAACUAGCGAAAUCAAACCAGAACAAACUGUCACUAUGAGGGUACUUGAUAUCUGUAAAAAGUAUUGCUCAUCCAAGGAUGCCUGCUCGAUUGCUGGAAUUUAUCUCUUAGCUAACUUCUUAACGAGAUCAGAUGUCAAAGAAAAGCAUUUGGAUGACAUGAUAAUGUGGAGUCUUAGUAAUUUUGAGAAAGAUAAAUUAAAUCAUAGACCCUUAGCUAUCAUAGCUUCAGUUAUAAAACAUAGCUGUAGAGAAGAUCUCGUACCAUAUACUCAAAUGAUAUUGGAUAAAAUUUCUGAAUGUAAGCUUAAUGAAAGCUCUGCUGACCUUGUGAGAAAAUUUUCUAUGAAAAUUAUCCAGAGAAUUGGCAUUACAUUACUCAAGUCAAACUUCAAACCAUGGAGGUAUAAGAAAGCUUCCAGAACUAUCAUGCUUACUCACAAUGUGGUUGAGUCCAGCAGUAAGGAACCAGUUAUUUUAGAACAAGAUUAUGAAGUAUCAGAAAGCGAAGAUCAAGAAGUCCCUCCAAUCAUGGAAGAUAUUUUGGAACAUCUUAUAAAAGGCUUACAAGAUAAAUCUAUGAUAAUCAGAUGGUCUGCUGCUAAGGGUAUUGGACGAAUUACGGCGCGUUUACCAAUAGAUUUAGCUGACGAUGUUCUUGGAUUUGUUUUGAAUUUAUUUUCAACUCGAGAUUCUGAAACAGCCUGGCAUGGAGGCUGCUUAGCUUUAGCAGAAUUAUGUAGAAGAGGUUUGAUUUUAUCUUACAGACUUGAAGAAAUAAUACCUCUAGUCAUACAGGCUCUGAUAUUUGAUGAACCUAGAGCUUAUGGUCCUGUGGGUUCUAUUAUUAGAGAUGCAGCAUGCUUUGUUUGUUGGUCAUUUGCUAGAGCUUUUGAACCCGAAGUUUUUCAACCCCACGUCAAAGAAAUAGCUCCAGCUCUUUUAGUGGUUACUUGCUUUGAUCGUGAAAUCAAUUGUCGUAGAGCAAGUUCUGCAGCUUUUCAAGAAAAUGUUGGUAGACAAGGAAAUUUCCCACAUGGAAUAGAUAUAAUUGCAGCUGCUGAUUAUUUUGAAGUUGGAGUUCGUAGUAAUGCUUAUCUUAAAAUUAGUGUACAUGUGGCUAAAUUCGAAGGAUAUUUUGAACCUCUGGUUAACCAUUUGAUUAAGAAAAAAGUUACUCAUUGGGAUGUAGCAAUAAGAGAACUCGCUGCUCAGGCUUUGCACAAUCUCACUGAUUUAGAUGCUAAUUACAUGAUCAAAAAUGUUUUUCCUAUACUUUUGGAAUACAUUGAUUCCAUAGACUUAUUUGUACGUCAUGGUGCUAUUCUAGCAAUUGCUGAGAUUUUGGUAGCUUUACAAAAGAAACUUAAUACUGAUAUAAGUAAUAUUAUCUCACCAGAACAACUCAACAAAAUCCAAAAUAUUGUUAAAACCUGUAAGAACCGUGGUCAACUUCGUGGUCUUGGUGGAGAAAUUAUCAAACAAGCAUGUGUCACGCUUAUAAAAAAGUUAGCCUCAGUACAUUGUCAUGUAAAUAUUAAAGAUCAUAUUGAUGAUUGGCAAAACUUACUGGAAGACUGUUUAAGUAAUGAACUCCCCACUGUGCGAACAAUGUCAGCUGAAGCACAUCAAGCUUUUCUGGAAGAAUAUUAUUUUACUUGGGAUGAGGAAGCUAGACACAUAAUCAUCAAUAGAUAUCUUUCUAAUCUUCAAUCUACUAAUCAGUUGAACAGAAUAGGCUUUUCUCAAGCAAUAGGAUAUUUUCCAGUAUCAGUAUUAACAGAAAAAGGAGCUGACAUAUUUUUAAAACUUAUGGAAUGCUGCUACAUAACAAGAGAAACAACUCUUUGGGCUGAAAGUAGAAAAGAAGCUAUAAAUUCUCUCAAAAAAAUUUGUGAUACAUUGGGACUAAAAUAUUCAGAGCAAUGGAAACCUUAUGUCUCAGAUUUAUACAAAUGUCUUUUUAAUGGGCUAAAAGAUUAUACAAAUGAUAGUCGUGGUGAUAUAGGAUCUUGGGUACGUGAGGCAACUAUUACUGCUAUAUUCAAUUUAACUAACUUGGUUCAUGAAGCUGGCUAUAAUGACAUACUAACUGAAAAUCUUAUGACAAAAGUAAUUGGUGGUAUAGCUCAGCAAGCAGUUGAAAGAAUUGAUAGAACCAGAGCUAAAGCUGGUACAUCUUUCAAUUCUUUAAUCCAUAGUCAACUUCCUAAUAUUCCAUAUCACCAUGAACUCAAAGUAUUAUUUUCUGGCAACAAUGAUGAUGGACAAUUUGUUGACUGGAAAUCAGAGAGUGAAACGUUUCCACUUUUUAUACAAAUGUUAUCUUAUCCACCAUAUGUGCAAGAUUUGCUCCGUGGAAUUAUUUUCAGUGUUGGUGGCUUAUCAGAAUCUUUAGUAAAACAUUCAAGUUUAUCAUUAUUUUCAUACUUACAGCAAUUAGAUAAAAAAACUUUAUUGUCACUGUGUCAAGAAAUAUGUAAUAUUUUUGAAGAUUGUCAUGGUGAUGAUCGCAUGAUUUCAGCUAGUUUAGCUUUCUUAGAUAGACUUUUCAGUUCUGGAUGCAUACAAAAUAUCAUUGAUGACCCAGAAAAUGAAAUGCCGAGAAGAAUACUAACUUUACUAAAACAAGAGAGUAAAUCCAUUAAUGCAACACAAAGUCAGUUGAACAGUGUGAAAAUAUUUUGUCAUUUAUUACAAGUCAAAGGACCAAUUGGUAAAGGUGCUUUUUCACAAUUGAGCAUUUAUUUAUGUCAUAAAUUCAAGUUUGUAAGAAAAGCAACUGCAAGCAGAUUAUAUGAAUCUUUAACAUUAUUUGGAGAUGACAUAGAUGUUGAAGAGGACGAAUUGCUUGAAUUAUUAAACAAAUUGAACACUGUGGACUGGGAAAAACCUGUUGAAGAGCUCAGACCAAUUAGAAAUCAACUUUGUGAUAUUAUGAAAUGUCCCAUACCAAUUAUGAGGCACAAACCUAAGUAAAUUAAUUACUGAAAAAAACGAAUGAAUUCAGUAUGUGUAUGCUUUAUUGAUUUAACAAUCUGUUUUCUUAUACUGCUAUUAUCCAUUUUAACAUGUAGCCCUAAGUUUUGUGAAAUAUUUUUCGAUCUUGUUAAUAUUUCAAAAAUUAUGCAUUUAAUGGAGCAAUUUUAUGUGCAUAGAUAUAAAAGUUUGUUGAAUCUAUAAAUUAAAAAUUGUAAAAUAAUUGUAUUCUGCACAAAUUAUUAUACUUGGAAAAUGAGAAAUUCUAUGUAGUCUAGAGUACAAAUGAACAGAUGAAUAAUUAUUUUUCCACAAGAGAAACUGUAUGCAUUCAUUAAAAUACUGAAUGAAGAAGCUUAACAUGUACAUCAAAAUCAAUUUUAUAUCAUUAAAACUUUCAUGUACUCACUAAAACUUCAAAUAAUAUGUAUAAAUAUUAUAUCACACA
Molecule: messenger RNA, 4255 nt
Organism: Trichogramma pretiosum
Lineage: Eukaryota; Metazoa; Arthropoda; Insecta; Hymenoptera; Trichogrammatidae
Gene: TBCD
Product: tubulin-specific chaperone D
Exons: 1
Coding region: 349-3807 (1152 amino acids)
Biological process (GO): tubulin complex assembly; bicellular tight junction assembly; post-chaperonin tubulin folding pathway
Cellular component (GO): lateral plasma membrane
Molecular function (GO): beta-tubulin binding; GTPase activator activity
Source: RefSeq, a predicted model, not a curated record